Molecule: messenger RNA, 2619 nt
Organism: Hemibagrus wyckioides
Lineage: Eukaryota; Metazoa; Chordata; Actinopteri; Siluriformes; Bagridae
Gene: lg10h19orf44
Product: linkage group 10 C19orf44 homolog
Exons: 8
Coding region: 301-2160 (619 amino acids)
Source: RefSeq, a predicted model, not a curated record
AAGUUAUGUGACGCAAUUUCCGUUGUCCGGACGCUUGUUUGGUCGUUAUGGCUAACGGAAAAAAUCAAAGUUUGAUUUGGUUUAAAAUCGAAAACUACACAAAGCAAAGAAAAUGUCAUUUUAUUUAAGGAUAAGCUAAUACAUAAUUUAAGAGUGAUAUUAGGUAUGGUUUAUCUGAGUAAUGCACAAUAACACAAUUCCGCUACAGUCAGUUAGCUAACACUAGUCUGUAUCUAGAACACGUCACAGUGUUUACAUACAGGACGAUUUACAUCUCGGUGUAGUAAGCUCUUGAUUAAAAUGUGGAAUCGUGGAGGCAUCCGCAGUUCAGCUCUGGAAAGGGCAAAGGCUCAGCUCUCUGGACAGAGAGUUACAAACAGCGGAACAUUACGGGAUGAUCAGAGAAAAGAUGUGAUCAGUACCAGCUUUGGAAAAGCCAUGCAAUCCAGACAGAUGCCUUUGCAUGGCCUAAGUGAUCUCUCCUCAGACGCUGAAAGUGAAAAGCAAGAUUAUGAUGCUCACCCAGCUAAAACAGUGGCACACACUGCAGAGCCAGUAGAACAAUUUGGCAUGGGUGGUGGAAGUAGGUUUCUAAAGAGGUCAGCCAAGAGAGCGUCAUCUCCUGCUGACAUGGAAUUCAUUCCUCAGCGUGGCUCACAGAGCAUGGCACUAAGCAGACUCGCGCUGAUUGAAGACCGCAUCAGAAAUCGUACGGACAGAAAUCUUGGCAGAGACACAGGUGCAGAGCUCAAGUCUAGUGUCUCUGUCCAGUCCAGCAGUGAGCUGAGUGCAGCUGACAGGAGCCAUUUCCGUAACAGGAAAACCUCCACUCCUAAGGGUCAGGAGGAGACUGAGAGGCCACAUGCAGACAUUUACAAGACCUCUGUACGCUCAGUGUCUCGUAUACAUAAAGGUAUGAGCAUGGACAGCGAUGAAGAAGACAUGCGUAGACUCCUUGGAGAAUCCUUUGAAUCACCAGACGGAGUCAAAGGCAUGCGACAGACAGAGACGAGUCCUCAGCAAGCUGUUAAGACAAACAGGAAAAGUAGUAAAGAGAUUGUCCAGCUGACUCCAGAGCAUAAAGAAAAGCAGCCCGUUCAAUCAGCAUUCACAGCACAGCAUCAUAAGCCUACUCCAUCACCACCAUUAUCCCGUAAAAUCUCCACACCCAGCAGGCCUUUCUCCCCGAGAGCUGGUCAAACCUCGUCUCUGUCCUCAGCGCCGGAUCACAGUGAGAUCAGGUCACUUGAGGAGCUUUUCCCCAUCACCUCUGACCAUGAUGACACACAGAGUGAGAGAAGUGUGCUCUCUGAUGAUUUCAAGUUAAAUGUAAUGACGUUGGAUGAUUUGGCUCCUGAUACCCUUGAUACAGCUGGAUUAAUAAAAACAAAGUCUGACGCGAAUUUGCAGGAGCUCGGUGUGUCCUCAGCUGGAGAGAUCCUGAACAAGCCUGCAGAUGAACCAGUCUGCUAUGAGAGUGACUUUGAGAGCGAGAUCCAGACCGAGGAGGCUCAGAGUGUAGAUGACAUUUCCGAGCAUCUCUCUGGUGUAGCAUCUGAGCGUCAGACUGAGCCUCUGUCGGCUAAAUCAAACAGCGAUGAUGAUUACACUCUCUCUGAAAAGCCUUCCAAGUCCGCAAGCAUCCGUUACAGUAGAUCUGAGUCCAGUUUAAGCCACAGCAGAGGCUCUGACACUGCGUCCUACUCCAGAGACACCACACAUACUCACACUAAUCCACAAAGUCCCAGUGUGAGACGGUGCAAGAAGGAUGCCACAGUGCAGACGCAAGGUCUCUCUUAUAUGUGGUCUUCUAAUCAGGCUGUGCUGGGCCUGUCAGUAGGAAUGUCCUACGUGGAUCCAACUCCUGUGGCGAGUCAUGUGAUCAGCGCUGAAGCCGUGGAAGCAUUAACGGCAUACAGUCCUGCUGUGUUUGCUCUGAACGACAUGCUGAGGCAACAGCUCACACUGACCAGGAACUUCAUCCAGUCCAGCAGACAUUUACAUCAAGCCAUGCUGGAGUCCCUGGGACCCGCUGACUACAGAUACACCACACUGGAGGAUGCGAAGGAGUUUAUCCGCUGUAACAGGCCUCCUAAGCUGACUAUGGAGGUUGCACUGGAGGAGGUGCUGCAGGAGAUGAGGGAUUAUCACUAUAUUUAAAGUGCACAUUUACAGAACUGUAGCUGGAGCAAGCAGCAGCUAUCAUUCAUCUACUUGUUGCUUCUGUGUAUCAAUGCAAAACGUAUGUGUUUUCGAAAUCUUUACUUCUAUGAGGUAUGUUUCCUAUGGUGAAAUUUCACCUACUAUAAAAGAAACAGUUAAAAUGCAGCAAUCCCAAUGUGUUAUCCAUCAACGGAUUCUUUAGUUUUGCUCUUGAAUGUGAUUCUGAAACUUGAUCCUACUAAAUCAGCUAUAUUUUUGGUAGGGGAAAGUGUGGAUUUAAAGGAAAAGUCAACAGCAAAACACAUUAAAUACCUAUGUUUACACUGAUAUCUUUGAUGUCUUUGUUCAUUCUGGUGCCAAUUUGUUGGUUGAUGCAGUAUUUUCAUAACUCUGUGAGAAACUGUGUGCCAUACUGAUGUCAAAUAAUGCAAAUUAAAGGCUACUGGUGUAAUCAGA